UUGUCAAUUAUCGUCGAUAUCGAGUAGGCAUCGACACAAGUACCAGCUCUAAUUCGCACGGAAUUUGUUUGUCAUUCAAGAAACAAUUAUAAUUCGCCGCAUUUUUAUUCUAAAAGCGCUUACGAAUAUGUAUCAGCCAUCACUGAAAGUCCAGCCCGCCGAGGUGUCCGUGCUGAACGCCACCGGCCGUGUGGGAAUGCCCACCGAGGCCAACUGCCUGAACCAACUGGCCCACGUCCACCGGCUGCGCGACUCGGAGCUGAACUACAACGAGCACCAGUACAACCGCAACAUGCAGAUGCUGCGCAACCACGAGGGCCUCGGCGUGCCCCUCAAGAUGGGCAUGGAGCGCUUCGCCGCACGUCAGGUGGGCCGCCUGCCCUUCCUUUCGUCCAGCAACUUCAUGGACGAUGUCCUGACUGGCCGCUGUGAUUCCAUUGGCUUCGAGGACUUCAUGAACUUGCCCGAGAACAGCGAGCAUAUGCGUCAGCCCCACGCUGUGGUGGAGAAAUCUCUGGGAAUUUACCAAUAAGUCCCUGCAAAUGAAGUUGCUAAAUGCCUGGCAUUCAGCCUUUAAACUCUAAGACACUCUUAAGAUCAGCAAAUAAAAUAUAUUUUGGUGCGACCAGCUAGAGGUAAACAAAAUUCACCAUUUCUUUGAGCCAAAUUUAUUCGUAUUUCGUUUGUUUAACUCCACAUCAAUACAUUUAACUAGUUCGUUAAACUUACACAUUUUAUUCAAACAAAUCUAAAAACUACACGAAAAUAUUGGCAGAAGGUUGUUGUACUGAGGAGAUUCGUUAAAAUAAUAAACUGAAGAGAUAUGCGUUGACAUCAUUCAUUAUUUGUAAAAAUAAAACAAGAGAUGGUAAAAUGGACGAAUUCGUUUCGUAAAAUUAGGCUUAUACUUAAGGAAAACUGAAUUGUAAACGGAGGGCGCAUUUCAACUUAUACAAACAUUGCAUAUAUACAUGAUUUAUAUUUAAAGAGGAAAAUGACAGUAAUUGAGAUAAACAUAGUUAAUAAAACGCAUUACAUUCCUCAAGCAAAACACGUCUAAUCAACAAUAAAUAUUGAAAUCGCUAGCGUUUU
Messenger RNA from Drosophila melanogaster (fruit fly), 1092 nucleotides. It is a transcript of the gene Pomp, whose product is annotated as pomp. The coding region runs from base 128 to 532 and encodes 134 amino acids. Gene Ontology annotation, biological process: proteasome assembly. The record is from RefSeq and is marked reviewed. The transcript is spliced from 3 exons. NCBI's taxonomy places the organism in Eukaryota, Metazoa, Arthropoda, Insecta, Diptera, Drosophilidae.